This is a messenger RNA of Centruroides sculpturatus (bark scorpion), 1787 nucleotides long. RefSeq lists its product as uncharacterized. Bases 3 to 1787 code for a protein of 594 amino acids. The transcript has 2 exons. Lineage: Eukaryota; Metazoa; Arthropoda; Arachnida; Scorpiones; Buthidae. The record is from RefSeq and is a predicted model, not a curated record.
CAAUGAAUUCAUCUAUUUUCGCCGCCAUGUUUGGAAUUCUGGAUUUACAAGGCGUAUUUGAAUAUGUUUGCUAUGUUGUCACAUGUUUUCUGUAUCUUCUCUUUCUCCUGAACAUGAUGGUUAUAGCCAGAAGGGCAGACGAGAAGGAACGUCAGAAUCCUGCACGUAACAUUAAUUUUAAGGCAGAAAAAAGAUCAUGGAAGCAUAAAUCAGCGACAUUCAAGGCAGAAUUGGAAGGAAAGAACAAAAUACAUGCAUUUGUAAUUCAGCGAUGGCAUUUGCGAUGUGUGUAUAGAGAGCGAAUAAUGGAACGUGUUUGUAGUGUUAUAAUUCAGAAGUGGUUCAGAACAACUGUAAAUUUUAAUAACUUAUACAAUUACUGCAUAAUGAAAAAAACAAAUAGAAUGUUCUUUAAAGGGAAUGUCUGUUGCCUAACUUCGACUUCACGGAUUGAAAAUAAUGGUAAUAGAAGCAAGUACAUGCGAAGAAAGAAUCAAAUGUACGAUGUUAAUAAUGAUAAAUCAAAAAAUUUAUUUCGAAAUAGAAACAUGGAGUGUAAUGAGGAUUCAGAACUUAUGAUGCCCAUUAUCUGUAGCAAACAUGACUCGAAAGAUUAUCCUGUUUAUACCACAAUUCCUUUUGAUAUAUUUAUAAACAGAUAUUUAGUAGAAAUUACUAAUAUACAAUUUUGGUAUCGCAAAAUGAGUCUUUUCGAGCAUUUACACCAGCUAAAAGAUAUAAAAGUCCAUCUGUUUAAGACCGACAUGACCCUAUUUAAAACACUCUCUCGUAUUAUCAACUAUCUAAUUGAAUUAAAGAAGAGAAAUUCUAAAUUUCAGACAGUUGAAGGGAUAAAUAUUUUAUAUUGUUACUUAGUAGAAAAAUAUAUUAUCAUGGGCAUUUGUAAAGUAAAAAGAUGGUACUUAAGACAUUUAUUUAAAAAAUCAAUUCCUUCAUUUUCGAAGCUUCAGAAUAAUCUUCUGACAAUAGAAAAAUGGUAUACAAGUCAAGUUUUCCUUUAUUUAAUAGCUAAGAAAGAAGCGUCACGGCAAAUAGAAAUGUGGUAUAAAUUCAAAUUUAUACGUAUGCCCAACCAAACUCCUAUUAAAAUAUAUGCUAAUCGCUCUUAUAAACUCAAUACAAUAUUCGUCCAAUGUAUAAGAAUUUCAAUAAUGAUAAUUUCUAUGAAACAAUUUCCUAUUGUAGAACGAAGAGACUACAAAAUAAGAAAAUAUUUCAAAUUUUUAAUAGAAUGUAAAGCUGUGUGUAUUUUACAGAAGUGGACAAAAAUAAACAAUGCAAGAAACUUUAUAUAUGAUUACAUUUUAAAAAUUACUGAGCAAAGAAUUAAUCGUAUUUGUAAAUGGUAUCGAGAGUUGUCUGGACGUAGAAUAGUUAUAACAAACGUUUUAACAAUACAAAGCUGGUGUAGAAUGAUAAUUAGAAGGCACGAAACAGUGAAAACAUUACAACUAAUGAUAUCCCAAAAUAGAGAUGAUUGUACAUACGAAAUCGAUAAGGAUUUUCGUGAAUUAAACUCAUACCUGCUGGAACUGAAAAAAAGUCUAAUCGGAUUAUACGAAUUUCAAAGCUCUUUUCCAUCUUUUAUGAAUUAUUGUGAAGAUUUUAAACAGACAAAAAAUGAAGAUUUCUCACAAUUUCAAUGCAGUUUCAUACAGAUGAAAAAAUUCUUGUUAUUAUUAUGUAAAAGCCCUGAAAACAACAAGAAUCCUUUCCAAAUAUUAGACCAUUCUGUAAAGAAUAUCAACAAUGUAAAAUCCAUAUAA